Molecule: messenger RNA, 3507 nt
Organism: Columba livia (rock pigeon)
Lineage: Eukaryota; Metazoa; Chordata; Aves; Columbiformes; Columbidae
Gene: PPP1R14D
Product: protein phosphatase 1 regulatory inhibitor subunit 14D
Exons: 6
Coding region: 1587-1967 (126 amino acids)
Biological process (GO): regulation of phosphorylation
Cellular component (GO): cytoplasm
Molecular function (GO): protein serine/threonine phosphatase inhibitor activity
Source: RefSeq, a predicted model, not a curated record
AAAGAUGUGGCAAAGGAAGGAGACGGGGAGGGAGCUCAUCGGGCUAUGACUAACCCCAGGUCCUGUGGAACGGAGCCAGGGAAAGGAUGACAGGCUGCUGAGUCCUCCCGAGAGCCAUUCCCACCACACUGAGGGCAGCUUUGGGGAAGGGCGGUACAAUGAGAAUAUAUUGUUUCAUUGGAGAAGUCCUUGUCUACAGUCCUGCAUGGCACUAGUUUUUAUUUCAAUCUUGCUGGUCAAGGUAAACACUUAAGGGGAGGAGCACUGGGAAAGGAAAGAGGGAAAAUAGUGUCUAGUUACACUGAGAAAUUAUCUGCAUUUUUGCCUUGUCUAUGCUAGGCAACAGGGAGAUAUGUAUGGAAAUGGCUCCUCUUGUGAAGCAUAGCACCUUCAAUUUGCAGGAACUAGAAUAAACUUAACAUUUCCUAUUGAUGUCCCCAUAGGCAACUGGAGCUGUUCUUUACAGUGCCUGUGAGUGGAACAUGAUCAGCUGUGGGGUUCCCCACAGCCCCUUCUCUGUCUUUUCCUACAGUGACUGCAUCCCUGGAAACCUUCUGACUUUCAGCACCUCCAGGCCAGCUGCCAGUGCCUCCUGUGAAAAGCUGCUCUCUCCUCUGUUUGUACAUGGUGAUUUCCGUGCAGGUGUGAGCUGUGUAGUCCCUGCAAGCAUAAUUGCAUCCUUUCAAGGGGAUUGGGUCACAGUAAACUUCUUGGUGCAAUACCUAUGCAGAUGGCCUCCGCAAGCCUGAACUGUUGAAAGCAGGUUGGAAAACAAGGAAAAUCUUCAUCCGUUCAGCCAGUGUCUCUCUGGUCUCCGACUCUACCACUGAAGGACUUGUUGAAACCUCUGUGCCACAUGAAAACACCAAUAAUGCUUUCAGUGCUGCACGCCUCUUUCUGUAGAGAAAUAGCAAAGCAACACAAGAGGGAGGUCAACAAAACAACAUGGAACUGUUUUCAAAGGCCAGCAAAUAAUCAAUUCGGCAUCUAAUUCAAGUUGUCAGCUUCACCUAAGUAUUCAGCUGUUGGGGAUGAGGCUUCCUCCUCAGUGGAGAUGCUUACUCAUCCCACUGCCUACAGGAUGUCUGAGGGUGGACACAGAUAAGCAGAACUGAUUGCCUAAAUAAGAAGGGAGUCCAGGGUCAACUACUCCUUUCAUGUGCCAAAGCAAGGGCUUCUGACGUCCCGUGGGCAUGUCUGACUUUGCUGUAGGGUGACACUGGCAGAGCAGCACAAGGGCACCAGGGACAGCUUAUUGCUUUGUCGAUGGAGUACAGACGGUGGGAUGUUAUUACAACAACUCCUCUCUCUGCCUCCCUGCUCCUGUCAGCAGGGCUGAUGGUGAAACCCAAGAAUCUGCCGCUGUAACUCUGCCUGCAGAGCCUGGCUGCUGCUCGGCCGUGUGGUCUCCCCACCUCUCUCCCUGGGACCUCCAAGGCUGCCCACCUUUGGCCUCUGACAGUAGCUUCUGCUGGGAGCCACAGGUUUUGGAGAGGCAUUGGUUGAAGAGGAGUGAGAGAGCCCACAGGAAGGCGAGUUCCUGCUGUCAGCGAGAGGAGGAGGAGGUGGAGGAGGAAGCAGUGAGCAUGGCCAGCGAUUCCAGCGCUCUGCCACGGGUGACUUUCCAGACACCAGAGAAACCUGGGGAGGAAUCAUCACACAGGAAACUGGGCAAGUUAACCAUCAAGUACAACCGCAAAGACCUCCAGCGCUGGCUGGACCUGGAGGAAUGGAUCAAUGCCCAACUGCAGGAGCUCUACCAGUGCCGGCUAAGAGAGGAAACAGAGGCAGCAGCUCCUGAACCACAAAUUGAUCUUGAAGAUCUCCUGGAGGUCCCUAACGAAGAACAGAAAUUAAAACUACAGGAAAUCCUCCAUGAGUGCUCCAGCCCGACAGAGGACUUCAUUACGGAAUUGCUUAGUCGAUUGAAAGGUCUCCGAAGAGUCAUCAAUCCUCAGAAGAAAUGACCUUGCCCACAUGGAAUACCCAGCUUUGGUCAGAAGGAAAUUUAUAUUUUCCCCACAAAAACCAUGAUCAGCAACAUCACUACAGAGUAUGUUUAGAACUUACGGUCACUGAGAAACACCACCAGGUUUGUGAACUUUGUACCAGUGGUUUGAAGUCUCCACUCCUUCCAGAGCUACACACACAGCAGAGAGCUAAACUGCACGUUUUCCUGAUUGUCAAAGGGCAUAUUAACCUGGGGAACAGGACAAAAUGUCGUUCCUUUAGUUUCUUCUAGGAAUUUCCAUGCUGGCUGAGGAGCACUGAAUACAGUUCUCAGGACCUCAUCAAGACUUCUUUCUUUCCAUUCACUGCAAGGAAAACAAGGCAUUCGUUAUCACUCAUUCAACAACAUGGAAAAUCAGUUACUGUUAAGCUGCACCCUGUUUCGGUGUGGCUGGGACCCCGCUGUGAUCUCUUGCCUGUUACUGCUGUACGUGAGUCCACAGCAUUGCACGUACUUUGCACGCCUUAUUAAGUCUGUUUUUCGUGAAGGUUGGAGAGAAAAUACGCAGUAGGAUGGAAGAAAAAUGUUUGAGUGCAUCUGGUCUACACAAGGUGAAGUUAGUGAAAUAGCUGCUAAGGCUAAUGAAAAAAAAUUAUUUUCCUUUUUCUGGAAUUUAGGACUUAAUUAUUUAGAAGUGUCUUCUAAAGGAGUAAGGUCUGGGAAUGAUUUUUCCUCAUAAUUCAAAAAGAUGUUGGAAAAAUUCAUAUUUUGUAUAUUAAAACAGAGAAAAACAGCUGUGCACAGCUUACUUUGCUCUCUUUUUAGACAGUAAAGAAAAAUUGAAGUGAAAAAAUACCUGCUCCCCAUAUCCCUGCAGGGAACAUCUCACAGUGAGUCUUUUGCAGGCAGGUAGGUCUCACAAAUGAGAAGUGAAGUAGGACACAUUGUCUUGCUACACAAACUCUUCUGGCUAUGACUAGCUUGUGGCUGGAAAAAUACAGAGGAAACUACAUCCAGCCUCUCACCAAGUCAGUAACUUGACACAUGUGCCUGGGAAAUAAGAAAGGAAAUGGAAGGUGAUUGCUUAGGCAGAGCGGGCUCUCACAUUAUGUCCUGCCCCUACCCUCUCAUGCCUGCCACUCAAACACAAGAAAUGAGUUGCGGAGUCACAUCCAGAGAGGCUCCUAUGUACCAGUAUGUUCAAGGUUAGCUUUUGAAUAUGUGUUUUGUCAGACAGGGACAAGAGAGGCCAACUCUGGAACAAAAGGGACAUGCAGGUUACAAACAAAGACAAACAAGGACUCUCAGGCUGGACUAGUAAUAUCUUAAAUACAUUAGUCUGGGUGGACAGGCCACGAGCUGAGUGUCCUAGAAUAGAGCUGUAAUUAGCUGCAGCACAGUAGUGCACAGGAGUCCAGAUUAAUUACAUACCCCACCAAGAGGCUUUGUUUUAUUCUGCUGAGCUGUGACAGCACAGAGACCCAAGAUGUCACUCCUCUGACCCAAGAGAGAGAUUUUCUCCACACUGGCACUGUUCUGUAUUCCAUCAAUAUGAA